Molecule: messenger RNA, 1054 nt
Organism: Saccostrea cuccullata (small rock oyster)
Lineage: Eukaryota; Metazoa; Mollusca; Bivalvia; Ostreida; Ostreidae
Product: protein D7-like
Exons: 8
Coding region: 83-1054 (323 amino acids)
Source: RefSeq, a predicted model, not a curated record
CGGGAAAAGAAGAAGCUGAGAAAGUUGUCCAGUGUCACUUUAGGACGAUGUAAAUUUUGUUAGUCAGUUAAGACUAUCCUAAAUGGCGCAGUACAGAGUGUAUGAUCCUGAGCAGGAGAUUCCCUGUCCGUACAACAAAUGUGAGAUGAUACGGGCCAAGCGAAUGCCGUACCACCUCAUCAGAUGCAGGAGGAAUCAUCCCUGUUCAGAGUAUGCUAGUUGUCCCUUGAAUGCCACCCAUGUGGUGCCAAAACCUGAGCUACGGUACCACCUUGAAAACUGCCCAGAUAAACCACGACUGGAACAGGAUAUCUCCUUUGAAGCACAGAAGAGGGAAGGAGGCACCCUGUUCACUGGUUGUACAAAGUUACCCACAUACAGCCAGAUAGACUUAAAGAUUGAAGAUGACUGGGAUAAAGAAAUUCCUCUUCUUCCUCGUAUUGGGGUGGAUCCAAAUAUUUUUGCCAAAAUGGAAGGAAUUCAACUACAAGGGCUUACAACAGCAGAGAAGAAACACAUGAAGGCACAGUAUGCUCUGCCACAAGAGGAAAGAAGGUACUUUAAGAAUCCAGAUAAACCAGAGGAGAAGCCAGUAGCAGGUGCCCCAAAACAGGAGGAGGAGGAGGAAGAAGAACUGAGGAUUCCUAACAAAGCCCCCCAGACCUACGUCCCUAAACCCCAGUCAACCAAACAGCAGCCCCACACUGUGUUCGCCUUCUCCUUAUCCUCUACAGGAGUUGGCAGGGGUCAGACAGCAUCAACGGGGGAACAGCCCUCCAUGGAGGGGCAGGGGGUGGGGAUGGGAAGAGGAAUGGCAGGUGUGGGUCGGGGGAUCACAGGGGUGGGCAGAGGAAGGGCGGAGUCAGUCUGGCUUGGCAGUGAAAAGGUGGACAAUUCUUUGAACUUGAUUGGGAGAGGACAGAGUAUUAGAGGGGGUCAUGUGAUGAGGGGUAGUGCAGGAGGGGGUCAGGUGAUGACAGGUAGUGUGGGAAGGUUGAUGAUGGCAGGGACUGGACGAGGUAUUUCCGUGGACAAGCUAGAUAAACAAGAUUGA